AUGCUUCCGGAAAUUGCUCAGGGCUCGCCGCUUGCGGUCGCUGUCUCCCAGGUUCUCGGUCCGAAACUCGUGGAAAUCGGAUGGAGCUCAGAUGAUGCCCAAGACUCGACAGUCAUUGACUACAUCGUUCUCAUGCUGGUUAACGGCAAGACACAAGAAGAAAUCGCGGCAGAACUUGCAAACGACUUCCUGGGACUCGCGGACGACUCGGCCGCCUCAGCCGCCGAGUUCUCAAGAUGGCUCUUUGAACAAGUGGAGAUCCUGAACCAACAAAUCAAUGGCGGUUCAUCCGGAGCAAAUGGGUUUGGAGCACAGCAGGUGCCUUCGGUCAUGGAACAAGAACCUAUCCCGACAAUAAGUGGGCAGGAUGCCGAAAUGGGAGAUGCGGGCGAUUCUAUACCCACCGGACCGAAAGCUAUGCGGAAUGGACGACAGGGUGGUCGAGGAAGAUUACUGAACCAAAUCAACCGGAACCUCGAUCGCGCAAAUGAUAACGCUCUUCACCGCGUUCGUGGCCAACAAGGAAACGGGCGCAUAGGAGGUCACGGCCAGAACCAACAGAACCGUGGCCGUGGGCGAGGAGGCCGGAAUAAUGGAGGAAUGGGAAUGCACGGCAACAUGGGUGGAGGUAUGAUGCAGCAAAUGAGCCCCGAGAAUCAGAUGCAGAUCAUGGCCAUGUUAGAGGAACAGGCCAAGAUGAUGUCGCAACUUAUGCCAGGCUUUGUUCCCCCUGCAGUGAACCCGGCCUUCCAAAACGGCGGCCAACAAGGUCGUUCGCUCUUUGACCGUGUCGAGCGCCAAGGCCGUCGUGGAGGGAAGAACCAAGGACGUGGGGGGCAUCACUCGCGGAAUAAGGGGGCGGAAGGUGCCGAUGUUGACAUGGAUGCCUCGAUGGAUGGCGACCAAGAUGAGAGCAACACCGAUAACAUUUGCCGCUUCAAUCUUCGGUGCACACGGAAAGACUGUCCCUUUGCACACCAAUCUCCUGUUGCCCCUGAGGGCACUUCGAUUGAUGUAGCAGACGUCUGUUCCUUUGGUGCUGCUUGCAAAAACCGGAAAUGUACUGGUCGCCACCCAUCGCCAGCCGUUAAGUCCGCACACCAGGCCGAGGAGAUGUGUCGAUUCUUCCCCAACUGCACCAACCCGCACUGUCAUUUCAAACACCCCGACAUGCCACUCUGUCGCAAUGGAGCCGAUUGCAAGGACGAAGGGUGCAAAUUCACUCACGUCUCGACUGCCUGCCGAUUUAACCCUUGCAUGAAUCGAAGCUGCCCAUACAAGCAUGCUGAUGGCCAGCGAGGUGCCUUUACCGACAAGGUGUGGACAGCAUCCGGCAACCAUGUGAGCGAGCGUAAAUUUGUUCAGGACGAGAAUGUCCAGGAGGAGCUGAUCAAACCUGAUAACGCGGACGGCGCUCAAGGCCAGGAGCUUAUCGCCUGA
This is a messenger RNA of Penicillium macrosclerotiorum, 1440 nucleotides long. RefSeq names its product mRNA-binding protein NAB2. The record is from RefSeq and is a predicted model, not a curated record. Gene Ontology annotation, cellular component: cytoplasm; nucleus. Gene Ontology annotation, biological process: regulation of mRNA stability. The transcript is spliced from 2 exons. Bases 1 to 1440 code for a protein of 479 amino acids. NCBI's taxonomy places the organism in Eukaryota, Fungi, Ascomycota, Eurotiomycetes, Eurotiales, Aspergillaceae. Gene Ontology annotation, molecular function: poly(A) binding.